AUGGGGCAGCAGUUCAGCUGGGAGGAGGCAGAGGAGAACGGCGCCAUGGACGUGGCAGAGCUGCAGGAGUGGUACAAGAAGUUCCUGGAGGAGUGCCCCAGCGGCACGCUCUUCAUGCACGAGUUUAAGCACUUCUUCAAGGUCGCGGGCAACGAGGAGGCCACCCAGUAUGUAGAGGGCAUGUUCCGAGCUUUCGACAAGAACGGGGACGACACCAUCGACUUCCUGGAGUAUGUGGCAGCCCUGAACCUUGUGCUGAGGGGCACCCUGGAGCACAAGUUGAAGUGGACCUUCAAGAUCUAUGACAAGGACCGCAAUGGCUUCAUUGACCGCCUGGAGCUGCUGGACAUCGUGGAGUCCAUCUACAAGCUGAAGAAAGCCUGCAGGGUGGAGAUGGAGGCUGAUGAGCAAGGCGAGCUGCUCACACCUGAGGAGGUCGUGGACAGGAUCUUCCUCCUGGUGGAUGAGAACGGAGAUGGCCAGCUGUCCCUGAAUGAGUUCAUUGAAGGUGCCCGUCGUGACAAGUGGGUGAUGAAGAUGCUGCAGAUAGACGUGAAUCCCGGUAGCUGGAUCUCUCAGCAAAGGCGGAAAAGUGCCAUGUUCUGAGGGCUCCGGGGUCCUGGGAGCCCUCCAAGACUCCAGGCUCACCAGAAUGGACCCUCCACAGUUCC
Messenger RNA from Kogia breviceps (pygmy sperm whale), 671 nucleotides. It is a transcript of the gene GUCA1B, whose product is annotated as guanylate cyclase activator 1B. The record is from RefSeq and is a predicted model, not a curated record. Gene Ontology annotation, biological process: visual perception. NCBI's taxonomy places the organism in Eukaryota, Metazoa, Chordata, Mammalia, Artiodactyla, Physeteridae. Gene Ontology annotation, molecular function: calcium sensitive guanylate cyclase activator activity; calcium ion binding. Gene Ontology annotation, cellular component: cone photoreceptor outer segment; photoreceptor inner segment.